This is a messenger RNA of Xenopus laevis (African clawed frog), 2806 nucleotides long. RefSeq names its product vestigial like family member 2 L homeolog (gene vgll2.L). The coding region runs from base 227 to 1183 and encodes 318 amino acids. NCBI's taxonomy places the organism in Eukaryota, Metazoa, Chordata, Amphibia, Anura, Pipidae. Gene Ontology annotation, cellular component: nucleus. Gene Ontology annotation, biological process: regulation of DNA-templated transcription. The transcript has 4 exons. The record is from RefSeq and is a predicted model, not a curated record.
GCUGCUUAGUGCACUGUAGCUUGUCCCAUACUGAAGUUUAGUCUGUGCCCGCGCACGCUGGUCUAUCAGGGGUAGCGCUGCCCAUCGGAGGCUGCAACUUGUUCACAUUAUAGCAAGGAUCUAAGCAAGAGGAGCUUGCAUGGAGGAGUAAUUCUGGACAUUGAUGAGAAGGCAAACACAGAAAAGAAAGCCCGAGCCCAAUUAGGAGCAUCAUCCCUCGCUAGCCAUGAGCUGUCUGGAUGUUAUGUACCAAGUGUACGGUCCUCCUCAGCCUUAUUUUGCAGCAGCAUACAGCCCUUAUCAUCAGAAACUUGCCUUUUACUCGAAGAUGCAGGAAGCACCAGAGAGCAGCAGUACCAGCAGCAGUGCCAGUACCAGUGGCAGCUCCUUCUCCAGCCACGUGCCCACCAGCAUCAAGGAAGAGGAGUGCAGCCCGGAGAAGGAGAGACCCCCAGAGGCAGAGUACAUCAGCUCCAGAUGUGUGCUCUUCACUUACUUUCAGGGGGACAUAAGUUCGGUGGUGGAUGAGCACUUCAGCAGGGCCCUCAGUCAGCCCAGCAGUUACUCACCCAGCAGCACCAGUGCCAAGUCAUCUAGAAGUGCCAGUACAUGGAGGGACGCAUCUUUCCCAAUGAAUCAAAGGAGCUUCCCACCAUCAUUUUGGAAUAGCAGUUAUCAGCCUUCUGCAGUUUCUGCUCCCUCUUCCUUGAGCAGUAGCCUAGCUAGUCCUCUGAGUGGUCCACAUGCAGAGAUUCCAUUUGGGGCAGACCCUUAUUCUCCAGCAUCACUUCACAGUCACCUUCACCAAGGUCCUCCUGAGCCCUGGCACCAUGCACAUCACCAUCAUCAUCACCAUCACCCUUAUGCUAUUGGGGGAGCUUUAAAUACACAAGGGUCCAGUUACCCUCGGGCGGGUAUGCAUGAGGUCUACAGCACACACUUUGAUCCCCGCUACAGCUCCCUCCUUGUGCCAGCCUCCGUUCGACCUCACAGGAUCACCCCAGCAGGAACAUCUGCAUCUACAGCACAGUGUGAUUUGGGAAAGGGAGAACCAGCCACUUCUGCAUGGACAACACCUGGGCCAUUUACAGGGCCAGCGACAGACAUGGGACAGAGCAUUGGCCUUAAUGUAGAUGCAGGUUUACAGCCCCAGGAUAAAAGCAAGGAUCUGUACUGGUUUUAACCUGCUAAAUUUUCUCCAGCAUGUAGAAUUGGUGACAUUCUGAGCUGACAUGGAGUUGCUUUGGUUUGGUGGUAACCGCUUGUGAUCUUGGUUUGCAGCUCGUCGUUACUCCUUCUGUGGCGGGACUCUCCUGAGCUGAUGUUCUUAAAGAUUCUGAGUCAAUCCAUUUAUCCAACAUCUCGGAUUAAUCAAGACCUAGAACAGACCUGAACCAGCACUAGGACUGCAAGGGAAGGAUGAAAAUAGGACUCCAAAUCACAAGACUUUUAGGAGACAAAAUACAUUUCUUCUUUCUUUGCUGAGACCAGAAUUUCUAUUUAAAUUGUUAUCUAAAAGUAAUUGGUGCCACCCCGAAAGAAGUAUAUAAAUAUAUACAUAUAUAUAAAUAUAUAUUAAUAUAAAUUCACUGGCUUACUUUUGACAAAAGACUCUAUUUUAUGGUGUUGUGAAUAUUUUUAAUGCCUACGUGAAUUUUACUUUCCGUGCAAGCUACCUGUUUGAUGAUCAUGUCCUGUUUGAUGAUCAUGUCCAGUAUAUAUAUAAAACUGUACGUACAGUGAGUACUAUGCUGAUAAAACAGCACACACAUAAAUGAAAGGUCAGAGGACUAUAUGUUGAUAUACAAUCCUAUGUUGUGGAUGGCAAAGAACCACCUGCCCCAAGCUUAUAGAAUUGCAGCUGUUAAACAGACAACUGUUCAAACUCCAAAAAUAUGACAAGCAAGGUGGCACUUCCCAGGGUUUAGCCCAACAAUUGCAUUUCUUUUUUACAAGGAGCAUUUUAUGAUGAAAGAAGAAACCCUUUAGAAAACUGACAGCCUUUACAUGGAACAACUGCAAGAGCAAAAUGAAAGGAGAUCUCCAGAGAGCUCAGCAUGGACAAUUGAUCUCAGGCAGCUUCUGCUUGUACGCUGCUGUCCUUCUGUCACUUUGAGAAACAGAGCAAGAUGUGUAAGAACUUGAGCAUUACAAAUAUCUUCUUGUUUUGUAAGAAAAAAUACCAUUUUAAUUUCUGAAAAAAAUAUCUCAUCAAAGAGCAGUGGCCCCAUAUCCUAUUUAUAUUGUUUGGCACAUUAUGACUUUUGAAUAAACAGUUGUUUGGGGCUGACCUAACAAAGUUUAUUUGUAACAUAAGUUGCUUCUGUCAUGUUCAUUGUUCAGAAAAGUUACUUGUGGGCUUAACAGUUGCACACUAAGAACACUUGCCAUGUCACCAUUUACUAUCAUAUGUAGCCUACUAACUUGUCUCCAUAGCCAUAAUAAAACAGAUCAGGCUUUUUUAAUGUAAUUAAACAUCACAUCUGUCUAGCUCACUGUUUAUUUUUGUGAAGGCUCUGGUGCAGAAAAAUUAGAACUGUAAUCUGAAACAGGCCAGAAAGUAAGUCCACUUAAGAAUUUAAGAUUUCAUUCACAUACCUUUAAAUGAUGGGCAUUAAAGUGCAUUUUAUAAAUAAAAUUGUUUCUGUAUCUUGUGAUAUAGCAGAAUCUUAAUCAGUAAGGGUGUUAAUAUUUUGAUAUUUCUUUUUUUUUUGACCAAUCAGAAAAUAUAUACAUGCACUGUCAUGAUGUUAUGACUAAAAGCCAGGCAUAAUGCCAAAGCAUGCAAUAAAGCAUUAUUUAAGAA